Actinia tenebrosa (Australian red waratah sea anemone) is the source of this 2021-nucleotide messenger RNA. RefSeq names its product adenosine receptor A2a. Gene Ontology annotation, molecular function: G protein-coupled receptor activity. The record is from RefSeq and is a predicted model, not a curated record. NCBI's taxonomy places the organism in Eukaryota, Metazoa, Cnidaria, Anthozoa, Actiniaria, Actiniidae. Gene Ontology annotation, biological process: G protein-coupled receptor signaling pathway. Gene Ontology annotation, cellular component: plasma membrane.
AUAAAUGCAUGUAAACCAAGUUGCUUAGCUUCAAUGAGUUGGUUUUGAUUUUCACGGCGUUUUUACGAAGAGAUUGGUUUCCCUUGAACAGGAAACCGCACCAAAGCGGUCCUAAUUAAGAGAAAUUUAACGAGAAAUAUUUCCCACAUACUUGGAUUUUAUUGGUCCAUAAAACAGAAUCCUAAUAUAUUGUUUGAAUGAUAUGCGUACCGAGGAGAGAAUACUGACCCUGAAAUAUGCGUACCACUGAGAGAAUACCCCGAAAUCAAAGCAUCGAUAUCACUUUCUCGUACUCUCUUGAGUGACUUAUUUUUCUAAGCAAUUAUAUCCAUCGCAAACCUCAAUAUCAUUUAAGUUGUCAGGUAUAAAAGCAGCUCAACGAAUGUGAUCAGUUUGGGAAUUCACCUCAAAAAGCUUAUAUAAAACUGAGGUUACAUGUCAUUCAUGAUUCSGUGCGUGUUCAAAGAACGAGUUGGUCGAGUAAGAACAUUACAGGUAUAGAAGGGGAUCCAUGAUCUUUGCGAUACCGGUGCAAACGCUUUUGCCACCUGAGCUAUCUAAGACACAGGAAUAAACCUGAACUUCAGCCAAGGGGAUAAGCUUGAGCUAGCUAUCUAAGCCAGAUAGAGAGGAUUACAGACAAAAUGAACACUGYCAACACCACAGGCUACCCGUUUUCAACAACAACAGCAACAGCAAAUAUCACAGGAUUCCCACUACCACAGCGCCCGAUUCCCCAGAUCGACGGUUUCACCGUAUUUUCUUGUAUUGUGUACGCCUUUAUCGCAGCUCUGUCAGUCUUUGGCAACCUUUUGGUUAUAAUCUCAUUCUUCAUUAACGACAAGCUACGAACUGUUACGAACUAUUUCGUCGUUGGUCUUGCUGGGGCAGAUAUGUUGGUUGGCGCUAUAUCAGUACCUCUUUGGAUCAAUACCAUCGUCAGUAUUAUUUCAAGGCCUUCYCCUUCUGCCCAAGCCCUUUUCAAGUUCUUUGACACCUUUUCAGGUGUCUGUUCCAUUCUUCAUCUAAUGGUCAUUAGUAUGGAGAGGUAUUUCUGUGUCGGCUGGGCCAUCAAGCAUCGUAACACCCCUAAAUACGUCUAUUACAUUGUACUGGCGGCAGUCUGGGUCACGUCCGCGUUGGUUGGAUCAAUACGUCUAAUUGCACCUAAGUUCCCCCAGACUGAUUUCGUUCUUUUAAUAUUCGUCGUAUUUUUCUUGUUUCCUUUAGUAGUGAUUGUUGUUAGUUAUGCGGCGAUCUGGAAAAUCGCCACGACAAGAAUGGGCAACAAUCCAACCAAGAGGUCCUUGAAGAGAGAGAUACGAACAGCAAGUACGAUCGCAUUUGUGAUUGGCUUCUUCUUUGUCACGUGGUCUCCGUUUUUCAUCGCACAAACUGUGAUAUUGUAUUGCGGAUUGUCGUGUUAUCCGUCUGCUGAAGUCAUCAAGAUCCUCAAGAUCUUGCAYUAYAGCAACUCCGCUAUCAACCCGGUUGUUUACGGUGUGAGAAUYCCUGAGUUUAGAAAAACCUUCAAGUUUAUUCUAAAGCGGUUUUAUGGACCAAUACUUUCACUUGCAAGGCGAUAGAMUGAUAGUCAGCUAUUUAAGUGAACGCUUGACAAUGAGUCAUAGCCUCAARUGUGGUCAGCUUAACAAUAUUUUACACUGAGUACGUUUGAGAUUUUUUUUCCAUUUGGACCGCUGGCAAACUUGACCGAAAGCACCGAUGGCUCAAGCUCCGGAUUUCAUGACUAAAGCCGUACUCCCGAAGUAAAAUAAUCUUGAUAGUAAACUACAAGCCCUAUGUAUCGAUAAGCGAACCUUAACAUCUCUGUAUAUGGCCCUGGUAUGGUUUAAAAUCAUCGGUAUUUUUGUACAGACUUUUGUUUCUGUGUGAAAUGCAAGAAGCAAGCAAUCUGGGAAUAUUACAACUAUUUCAGAAAUCGUUGUCGCACCAAAAGCCUCAAGCAACAAGCCAAGACCGCAGAGAACGCCGGUACUUUUAGUAGUGUUAUUAGUUUA